CUGGGGGCGCGGUUGCACAGGUUCCCAUGAACGACGCUCACGGGCCUUCAGCCAAUCAAAUCCCAGGAAUGGGAGGAACAGGUUUUCCGGCCUAAUGAGCGAAAACACACAACUCUCAGCUGAAAGACCAAGAGGAGAAGCGGCUGCUCGUGAAUAAUUGAACGGCUCGGCAGUCCCAUUUGCAGACGAAAUCUACUAGUUGUCAGUCGUGUGACAUGGCAUCUGUCCACUGAACUGCUCCGUCAUCGGCCGCUGUCGGCACUGUGCGUUGGUGUGCAACUUCCAUCUUCACCAUGGAAACAGAUACAGAAGUUAUUCCUAUCUGGCAGAAUAAGCCUCAUGGAUCCACCCGUAGUGUUGUGAGAAGAAUAGGUUCCACUCUUCCACUCAGACCUCCACAAAGAGCAUGUUUCCAGGAACUACCGGGCAUGCCUGCUCUUCGGCCUAUGGAUGGCCCCAUUGUUCCUACCUUGGCAGACAUAGCCUGGAUUGUUGCAGAUGAAGAGGAGACAUAUGCCAGAGUGCGCAGCGACAGUCGACCUCUGAAACACGAGUGGCGGCCCACGCCUCUCCUGGUGCUCCACAGGAACUCAUCUGUACCCAACUUCCGCCGUGAGGGCAAAAGGGUGGAGGGCCUUAGGAAGCCUGGGGUGACAGCGCUAAACCGUACUACUGCCCUGCAAGACGAGCUCGGCAGACUCCGUGCACAGAUCGCCAAGAUUGUAGCAAGUGAUUCUGACUCCAACCCCGUGACCCCUGACCUGCUCUCCCCUGAUGACACAAGUAUGAGCUUCUCCAUGGCGCCUUUCGAGGCGGCGACCUACCAGCCGGCCGCCACAGCUGCCGCUUCCUUUGUCAUCAGUGAUGUCACGGAGGAGGAGGAGGAGGAGGAGGAAGAAGAGGAAGAUGUGGUCUCUGUAGUGUCGGAGCUUGUCCCUGACCCUCUGCCCCCUGUUUCCAUGACGGCAUCAGCAACCUUUGACCUUGACAGACCCAGCAUGGACUUCCGGGAGGCAGAGGAGGAUACAGUGUCGCUAUCAAAGUCUACCAGCUUUGCUGAUGUUAUGGACAUCCUGAAGGACAUGAACCGCAUGAAGAUGAGCAAGGACAGGUACAACCGAGGCUGCACAUCCCUCAGAGAGGAGGACUCAGCUUCUCUAAUUUCAGAAGCUCUGAGGAAAAAGUUUGUCCUGAAGGAAGAAGAUACUGACGCUGUGAAACGGAAGUAGCCUGGCCACGUGUUUAUCAUCGACAACCGAUCCUGCUGCUCCAUGUAAGUCAGGACAGGGUUGUAGAAAGUAGUUUUUUUUUUUUAAUAUUUUGUAUAAUGAGCCCUUGAAGGCAUGUGGUAGGUUGUCAUUGAUAAUGCGAUCAGUGGCAGAAUGUUUUUAGCUCACUUGUGGGUUCUUAGUUGUUGUUGUUUUUCUUUUUUCUCCUCAUUAUUUUAGGCUUUUCCCUGUGGAAUAUGUACCCAUGGAUCCACAUCUUUGCUCUUCAGGCCCAAGGCAAUAGCUGUCAGCCAGAGCUAGAACAAAAACACAUUCAAAGUCUAAUCUGCUGGUGCAGUGUGAGGCGGAUCUGCCAACACUUGAUAACAGUAAACGCAUAUUGCAUCCAGUUUAUUUCUCUCUGGAAAAAAAUACUUUAAUGUUACAUUUAUUUUGGAAUAAGUUCUCAACAGACUGCGGUCAAGAAACUUACUCUGUCUGCGCUAUUUGGAUUUUAGAUGCAUUUUUUGGACUGUUAAAGGACAUCGUGGAGGGGCUGUUAUCUAAACAAACAUCACAAAGCCCUCUAACAUACUUGAAAGUUAUCUACAAAUGAAACAAUUCUCCUGUACAAGCAGAAAUGUACUGUUUUGUAUCGGUGUGUGUGCAAAACUUCAGAUCUUUGCUGUUGGUGUGAGUUUGCAAAUGUGCACAGCAUUGUGUACAUUAUGUUGCUUGCUCCACUGAACCUCUUAUGCCUGUCCUCUUGUUUGUGAUUAAUAUAGAGAUGAAUAGUCACUGAACCAUAGGACUGAUUUCGAAACUGAAAUAUAAGAGUUAACUGCAUCCUGUAAACAUCAAUAGAAGUGUGCAAGUGAAAUGUGCACCCAUCAUUGUUUGUAGUCAUUUGUGUUUCCAGUAAAGGCAAUGAUGGAUACAAGCUUAUAUACAGGUCUCUUUAGACACACAUCUCAGUUUUCCUCUCUGUGUACAUUGUUCUAAGUACUCGCCGAAAGCACCUUUUUUAUGAUGCAACAUUACAGAACAUUCUGUAUGCAGAGUUUUGACAAAGCCAUGGGUUAAGUGCUUGUUGUGUGAGUUGCGAUGAUGACGAUGAAUAUUCUUGUCGCCGCCUUACCACGGAUCUGUUCCAAAGCCUGAUUUUAUUCCCUUAUUAGUUCAAGUGCCAUGGGUUUGUUUGUUCAGCUCCACUCCUCAUUGCUAGCCCUUUCCUGAAUGUGCUCUCCAUCUUCAUCUUUAUUAGGAUUCCCAUGUUUUUCUCUCUCAAACAAACAGGUUGUGUGGUGUUUAAAAUAACCCCCAACAAGAAAAUACUUGCUCUUAAGUCCCUUUUACUUCCACAUGCCACUCUGUUUUUUUUAUCCGUCACGUUAAUGCCUGCAUGACUGGGAGUCCUUGCGUGUAGUUUUGCAGUGUGAACAGUUAUGUGUGUGUGUGUGUGUGUGUGUGUGUGUGUGUGUCGCUGUAGGCAGUGGAGUUAAAGUGUGUUUCGUCCUGCUAGAGUUGGCCCUCAACUUGUCCUCUGUAAUCUUCUCAAUAGUUAAGUUCCUCAUUGGACAGAGUGAAGUAUAAUGUGACUGGAUAAGAAAAACCUACUAUAUGCAAGUUUAAAUAUAUUAAUCAUGUGUCUUUACUGAAGAUGUUAAACCUUACACAGCAUACUCUGCCAACUGCAUCGCUCGUCCUGCUAAUAAAUAGAGAGAAGAAUUUAGUUGGAGGAUUUUCCACGAAGAAUUUUUGACUUUGUUUCUCUUGUCAUGGCUUCUCACCAUUUACAGGGUUAAACCCGCCCGCCACCACAUGUAUGUUUAUUUUAUUUUAUUUUUGUCAUGUUUGGACUUGUAAAUAAAGAUUGGCUGAUGUUUUGAAACUGA
Molecule: messenger RNA, 3103 nt
Organism: Cyclopterus lumpus (lumpfish)
Lineage: Eukaryota; Metazoa; Chordata; Actinopteri; Perciformes; Cyclopteridae
Gene: mtfr1l
Product: mitochondrial fission regulator 1-like
Exons: 7
Coding region: 294-1229 (311 amino acids)
Biological process (GO): aerobic respiration; mitochondrial fission
Cellular component (GO): mitochondrion
Source: RefSeq, a predicted model, not a curated record